Adineta ricciae is the source of this 981-nucleotide messenger RNA. NCBI's taxonomy places the organism in Eukaryota, Metazoa, Rotifera, Eurotatoria, Adinetida, Adinetidae. The record is from the annotation of a GenBank genome assembly.
AUGGUUUCUAUUUCAAACAUUUCGUGUCUUCUAUUUUUUCUUUUUAUCAAUCUUACUAACGAACAAGAUCACGAUGAAAAUUCGUUUGAAAUUCGCGAACACAGUUUGAAUCGACCCUAUCCAGCUGUUUUUUCUACGGCGAACUCAUACUGGCAUUUAGUUGGCAAUACUAUUGUCACCGACCGAUAUAUACGUUUAACGUCAGAUUCCCAAAGUAAAGCUGGUGGUUUAUGGAACAUGAUCCCUGUUACUUAUCCUGAUUGGGAAAUGCAUAUUCACUAUAAAGUACACGGCAGUGGAAAGGAAUUAUUCGGCGAUGGCUUUGUUAUUUGGUAUGUCAGAGAUCCGAAGUUAACUGGACCUGUUUUUGGUUAUGCAGAUUACUUUCAUGGUUUAGCUAUCAUCAUGGAUACCUAUUCCAAUCACAAUGGUCCUCAUAAUCAUGCUCAUCCAUAUAUAUCAGCGAUGGUUAACAACGGUUCACUUCAUUAUGAUCAUGAUCGUGAUGGCACACAUACAAUCAUAAGUGGUUGUGAAUCACCUUUCCGCGGUCGAGAUACCGACACACUAGUGGCUAUACGUUAUCAAAAUGAUCGUUUAACAAUUUCAACUGACAUUGAAGGAAAAAAUGUUUGGAAAGAAUGUUUUACAGCUUCCGAUGUUCAUUUGCCUACGCAUUAUUAUUUCGGUUUCUCAGCUGCAACUGGUGAUUUAUCUGAUAACCAUGAUAUCAUUUCCGUACAUACAUACCAACUAGAUUCAAGCGAGAAACGACGUUCAGAAGAUCGUCGAUCUAUCAUACCUAAUGCGCCAGGUGCUGAACCUGAACGUGAACACACUGAUGAUCCCAAAGGAUCCGGUUGGUCAGCAUUGAAAAUCUUUUUUCUUAUCAUCUUUUUGAUCAUUGUUUGUGUCGGUGUUGGUGUCGGUGCAUAUUAUUACAUGAACAAUCGCCAAUAUCAACGAACGCGAUUCUAUUAA